Molecule: messenger RNA, 1575 nt
Organism: Penicillium longicatenatum
Lineage: Eukaryota; Fungi; Ascomycota; Eurotiomycetes; Eurotiales; Aspergillaceae
Product: cytochrome P450
Exons: 2
Coding region: 1-1575 (524 amino acids)
Molecular function (GO): oxidoreductase activity, acting on paired donors, with incorporation or reduction of molecular oxygen; heme binding; monooxygenase activity
Source: RefSeq, a predicted model, not a curated record
AUGCCAAAAUGGAAUUGGUUCACCGGCCAUCUUCUCGUUCUUCAAGAAUACAUUGAGCGAUUACCCCCCGAUGCAAAUGUCCAACUCGCCAUGCAAAGUCUGGCGCUGGAGAAAUGGGGACAUACAGAAAUAUUUCUGAUGGACUUCUGGCCUGUUUACCCACCGUUCUAUAUCGUCUUUGACCCACAAGCAGCGUAUCAGGUCUCCAACAAAUUCAACUUGCCUAAACUUCCGCUGCAUCUCAAAUUCAUGCAUCCAAUCGUGGGCGGACCAAGUCUACACGGUAUGAACCAUGCCGAGUGGAAAUAUUGGCGGAACAUAUUCAAUCCCGGGUUCAGCGGGGGCAGUAUGAUGGACCUCGUGCCAGCCGUGGUUGAUUCAACCCAGGUAUUUUGCGAUAUCUUACAGGGGAAAGUUGGGUCCAAGGAACCAAUUCAGCUCAGCACUCUAACAUCGCGAUUGACAAUGGAAGUGAUUUUGAAGAUCACUCUGGAUAUGAACUCUGAUAAUCAGCGCGCUGAGCAUCCGAUCUCAACCUCAUUGCAGAAGAUCUUAGCUUGGCAUUCCUUUUGGGAUCCGCGAGUCUUAAUCAACCCUGUCCGACCAUUCGUCCAGAAGUACCACAGCAAUCUUAUCAAUAAGUCUAUCAGGAAAGAGCUGGAGAAGAGAUUUAUUGAAAUGAAACAGGGCCAAGAACAGGAGAAGCUACAAUCAGAUUCCUCUAAAAGAGGAAAAUCUGUUAUUGCGCUUGCCCUUGAGGCCUAUCUCGCCGAUCCUCAGCUUGGCGAGAAGAAAGAUUUCAGUGAGACAACCGUGUUGGAUGAGCAUUUUGCCCAAUAUGCCUCCUAUCAAAUCCGUCUGUUUUUAUUUGCUGGUAGCGACACAACGUCAAGCACCAUUAAUUACGUCUAUCAUCUUCUCUUCAAGCAUCCCGAUAUCCUGAGACAGGUACGAGAAGAGCACGACCGCGUCUUUGGAAGCGAUCCCUCGAACGCAGGCAAUAUGAUCAAGUCAGACCCGACUCUACUGAACAACUGUUCGCUCACGCUCGCGGUGAUCAAAGAGACCCUCCGGGUAUUCCCGCCCGCCUCAACCAGUAGGGGCGAGCUGGCAGACACGCACGAAUCCUUGACUGACCGACAUGGGAACUUGUACCCCAUUGACUACGUUGGAGCCAAUAUCCUCCACCAAGCUUGUCAUUUAAAUCCCCGCAUAUGGCCGCGUGCAGAAGAGUUCCUCCCAGAGCGCUGGCUUGUUGAACCGGGACACGAACUAUACCCAGUCCCAGGUGCUUGGCGUCCAUUUGAGCAGGGACCCCGGAACUGCAUUGGCCAGACACUUGUCUAUAAUGAAAUACGCGUACUUUUAGCCAUGAGCCUGAGACUUUUUGAUAUCUCGCCAGCUUAUGAAGAGUGGGAUGCGCUCAAGUUACAGAAUCAAGGGUGGGUGAGUAGGUUGACUGGACGCUCUGGCAAGGCGGUUCCCAAUACUGUUAAUGGGGAGAGAGCCUACCAAACUGAGAAAGCCGCUUUUCCGGUAGAUGAUUAUCCAUGUCGUAUAAGUCUCCGGGCAUAA